Messenger RNA from Ostrea edulis (European flat oyster), 1286 nucleotides. RefSeq names its product leucine-rich repeat-containing protein 4C-like. Gene Ontology annotation, biological process: cell surface receptor signaling pathway. NCBI's taxonomy places the organism in Eukaryota, Metazoa, Mollusca, Bivalvia, Ostreida, Ostreidae. Gene Ontology annotation, molecular function: protein binding. The coding region runs from base 1 to 1179 and encodes 392 amino acids. Gene Ontology annotation, cellular component: plasma membrane. The transcript is spliced from 3 exons. The record is from RefSeq and is a predicted model, not a curated record.
AUGUCUCUUCCUUUUGCGAUCGUAGUCUUGGCUGUGUGUUCGACAGUGUACGGAAAUCCCCAAGGGUGUACCUACGAUUCUUCACAGCUCCUGCACACGUGCAAUGCCAGAGCUUGGUCCCUUCCACUGGCCUUUGGUACAUUCACACCUCAGCCUCAAAGGAUCCUAUUGAGGGAAGUGGAUGGAGAGCUUCCGAAUGGCACUCCAAGCGGGCCUACGUUCUCUGGAUUCUCCUCCAUAAAUACGGCAAGUUUUGAUUCUAAUUACGCCCCAGAACUCAUCAUUAGAUGCACUUCCAACGGACAACUUAUCAUCACCCAAGCUGCUUUUGCUGACAUGGGAUGGGUAGAGGAACUGACCAUUGAAGACUGUGAUAUUCUCUCACUUCCUGUUCAAGUAUUCAAAAACUUUGGGGACUUGAACCGAUUUUCCAUCAUUGGUGGGUCUGUCGAUGCCAUGGUUGGAGACAGUUUCACAGGAAUGAAUGUUGAUAAAAUGAGUACGGUCCCUGACCCUCGAGGAGAGUUUGUGGUCAAGAACAGCCGCCUGGUGUCCGGAGGAUUUGCUUUUGGCGCUCUUUUCUCGCAGGCUAAUGCUACGCGCAUCAUCAUUGAAAACGCCAAUCUAAAGUCGGUCCAGACUGAUAUGUUUUACGCUCUUCAGAAGAUGACUUACUUGUCUUUGAGUAACAACCCAUUUACAUACCUUCCAACGGACCUAUUCAAAGGAAUCAACUCACUGACAACUGUGGAACUUUAUGGCAUAUCCUGGGCAUGUACUUGUACCAACAUUUGGCCCCCAGAGUGGUUAGCAAGCAACAACAUCACGAUGAACGGAGAUGCCGUCUGUGGGUCCCCAACUGCCUACGAAAAUGUAAAAAUGUCCUAUUAUGAGAAGGAACAAUGUCCGCAAGAUGACGCCUGUGCGAAAGCUGGACAAACAGGAUUUGUUGUUGGGAGCAUUUGUAUGACAAUUUUGGACAUCGUUAACUACGCCCUGCUGCUAACCACGUUCAUACUAUCUCUAGUGGCCUUGGGACUGGUCAUCCACACCAAGCGACAAGUAGGUAGCGCCAAGGACUCCAAACAGAAAGGCAAACCGGCCGCCAAGGGAUCGGCGCUCAGGCGUUCAAGUGCCAGCUGGAAUAAAGUCGAAGAUGCUCAAAGCGUUCAGUCUUAAACAUUAGAGCGUCUCUUUAUGUUAUGAUUUAAUUUUUAUUUUUUGCCCAGAGUGCGGGUGGUUUGUAAGCCUGUUUGGCGUCUUUGGUCCGCAGUACUUCGUUUCUU